CUUCUCACCUGAGAACUCUCGAUCAGCAUCUCCAAUGGCGGAAGUGGUGACAAAGAAAGGAAGGAGCCGGAAGCCAUUGAAGGACAUCUCGGCCAACGAUGUCAACAUCUCUGCAGGGAAUCCCUCCUCAACAGCCCCAUUCCCCAAAGGCGAGAAGGAGAACCGCGAAGGUCUCACUCUGAACUCUUCUCCAAAGAAGAAAACCAAGAAGGUCGCCUCUAAGCCCAAGGCCUCAUCCCCUGCUGAUGAGAUCUCCUUGGAGGAUGAGUUGCGAGAGAUGGAGGAGAAGUUUGAGAAGCUGCAGAUCGAGAAGAAGAAGACUGAGGAGCUCCUGAGAGAAAGGGAGGAGAUGCUCAAGCAGAAGGAUGAGGAGAUUGAGAAAAGAGGCAAGGAGCAGGAGAAGCUCCAGAAGGAGCUCAAGAAACUACAAAAGCUGAAGGAGUUCAAGCCCACUGUGAGCCUUCCUGUUAUCAAGUCAUUGAGGGAGAAGGAAGAAGAGAACAAGGACAAGAAGAAGAAAAAGAAGAAAAACAAGGAUUUAGUUGAGAAGAAGAAGCCAUGCGCGGCUUACAUCUCUUGGUGCAGAGAUCAAUGGAAUGAGGUUAAGAAGGAGAGGCCAGAAGCUGAUUUCAAAGAGGUCUCCAACUUGUUGGGAGCUAGAUGGAAGAGUCUGAGUGCUGAGGAGAAGAAGCCUUAUGAGGAGAAGUACCAGAAAGAGAAAGAAGAGUACUUGAAGAUUGUUGGGCAAGAGAAGCGAGAGAAUGAGGCAAUGAAGCUCUUAGAAGAGGAGCAGGUUCAGAAGACAGCAAUGGAGUUGCUUGAGCAGUAUCUUCAAUUCAAACAGGAUGCUGAGAAAGAAGUGAAGAAAUCCAGGAAGGAGAAGGACCCUCUUAAGCCAAAGCAGCCAAUGUCAGCUUUCUUCUUGUACUCAAAUGACCGUCGCGCCAGUCUCAUUGAGGAGAAAAAGAAUGUGCUUGAGAUUGCUAAGAUAGCAGGAGAGGAAUGGAAGAACAUGACAGAAGAUGAGAAGGCACCAUAUGAAGAGAAAGCAAAGCAACAGAAAGAAGAGUAUGCUCGGCAAAUGGAGCUUUACAAACAGAGAAAGCUUGAGGAAACUGUAUGCCUAGAGAAAGAAGAGGAGGAACAGAAGAAAAUUCUGAAACAAGAGGCACUUCAGUUGCUAAAGAAGAAGGAGAAGACAGAGAACAUAAUUAAGAAAACUAAGGAAACUAAACAGAAGCAGAAGAAGAAACGGGAAGAGAAGAACACUGAUCCAAACAAGCCAAAGAAGCCAGCCUCAUCCUUUCUGCUUUUCAGUAAAGAAGCAAGGAAAUCUUUGCUAGAAGAGAAGCCAGGCAUCAGUAACUCUACACUUAGUGCCAUGAUAUCCGUGAAGUGGAAGGAACUAAGUGAAGCUGACAGAAAGGUGUGGAAUGAAAAAGCAGCAGAAGGCAUGGAAGCAUACAAAAGAGAAAUGGAAGAGUACAACAAGUCAGUUGCCAAUGGUAACAAUGUAGUUCCUAACAGUUAGUCUGCAAGUGUGAUUUGUUCAAUUGGUUUUUGGUUGUUCAGACUGAGCAUAGAGAGAUAUGCAGCAUUUGUUUCUCUUUUUGAUCUUCUAGAUCACCUGUGGCUGAUCUUCAUGACUACUGUGAUUUGUUGAAUUAACAUUUUGUAAUUUGGUUUGGAUCAUUCAUUAAUCAUGAAUGUGAUUUUUGGAAUUA
Molecule: messenger RNA, 1724 nt
Organism: Dioscorea cayenensis subsp. rotundata (Guinea yam)
Lineage: Eukaryota; Viridiplantae; Streptophyta; Magnoliopsida; Dioscoreales; Dioscoreaceae
Product: high mobility group B protein 13
Exons: 11
Coding region: 35-1531 (498 amino acids)
Molecular function (GO): DNA binding
Source: RefSeq, a predicted model, not a curated record